Messenger RNA from Macrosteles quadrilineatus (aster leafhopper), 5250 nucleotides. RefSeq names its product focal adhesion kinase 1-like. The transcript is spliced from 23 exons. Gene Ontology annotation, molecular function: protein tyrosine kinase activity; ATP binding. The coding region runs from base 367 to 3951 and encodes 1194 amino acids. Gene Ontology annotation, biological process: signal complex assembly; protein phosphorylation. The record is from RefSeq and is a predicted model, not a curated record. Lineage: Eukaryota; Metazoa; Arthropoda; Insecta; Hemiptera; Cicadellidae. Gene Ontology annotation, cellular component: focal adhesion; cytoskeleton.
GAGUCAGACGCAAGUGUUGGCGGUUAGUGCGCGUACAACGUGCUGAGUCGUUGUUUGUGCUGUUUUGUGUACGGCGUUAUUUUGUUUGUUGUUUGUGUGCUCAUUCCGGCAAUUUGGCCAAGUGCAACGACAACUUAUAUUGACGUCAACAUCUAGCAGCGUAUUCAAGACUCCAGUGAUAUCAGUGACUUCAGUCCAUCUGGUGUCAGGAUUACAGUGAUCUGCAACGAUAAAAUACUAGUUACGCACAUCAAGAAUCAGUGACGGUUAUCAGUGACGCUAGUGUCUUCACAGUGACAGGAUAACUUCGCAACGGUUCCAAACGGUACUAGGUUCGCAGUGAGAGUGGAACGGUGAUGUGCAGUGAUGUUGGAGCUAGUGAGCGGCAGAGGGAUGAGAAGGUGCGCGUCUUCGGCGCAGGAACGGUCCAAGAGACCGCACAGCUACCACGGCAAGCUGGUCGCCUCUAGGCUGCUGUGUUCGCUCAGGUGCGCCCAGAACCAAGGGACCACAGCAGCCUUCCCCAAGAGUAACACGUGGAGGUUCCAGCCAAACAAGAGCCAUGAGCGAGCAGUAGACAUGGAGGUGCCCAACAGCCCUGACAAGACCUCCAACACUCCCGUCACCACCCUCAAGGUACAUCUGCCCAACGGAACCUUCAACGUGGUCAAAUAUGGCGAAGCCAUCGACAUCAAGGGUAUCAUCUCUACUGUCACCAGCAGGCUGGCCACAGAGCCUCGGGCUUACCAGCAGUGCUACGCCAUGCGGCUACAUCACCCGGCUACAGGGGAGAUGCACUGGAUACACCAGGACACCACCAUGGCUCAGGUGCAGGAGAGGUUUGAGAAGAUUCACCCCAUGAAUGAGUGGCAUUUUGAACUUAGGAUAAGAUAUUUACCUCUAAACCUUAACCAAAUGUAUGAAAAAGACAAAGUCACAUUCUACUUUUAUUAUGAUCAGGUGCGGAACGACUACCUGAACAGUGAAGUAGGCGCUAGGAUAGACCAAGACACAGCUGUACAGUUGUGUUGUCUGGAGAUUAGGAACUACUUUAAGGAUAUGCCUCAAAUCGCACUAGAUAAGAAGUCCAACCUUGAGUAUCUGGAGAAAGAGGUGGGACUACACAAGUUCGUCCCCAAGCCUGUACUGGAGGCAUCCAAACCGAAGACGCUACGGAAGGCGAUCCAAGCGCAGUUCAAGCGAGUGGCUCAACUGUCCGAGGCUGACUGCAUGUUCCGCUUCUUUGACCUGCUGCGGACACAAUACAACUACCAUCAUGAACGGUUUACCUGCGCCCUCGGGUCGGGAUGGUCGAUCCCAGUGGAGAUAGUGAUUGGACCAGACCUCGGCAUCUCAUACAUGACACCUCGGGCACCAGGAUCAGUGCCAACCAAGAUGGCAGAGUUCUCGUCAGUGCUGGGUAUACAGACUCUAGUCAGUGACUGUGACACUCACCGCAAGGCCAUGCUACAGUUGAGAGUGGCUGGAGCUGCGGAGACACUCACCAUCACCUGUCCCUCGGCCACGGACGCUGAGAGUUUGGCGGACCUAGUGGACGGCUACUGCCGGCUGCAUCAUGGCUCAAGCACCUCCAUGUGGAACAGGAAAGCUGCCAUUUGGAAACGAUUUCCCUGUCCAUGUGCUUCGGCAAAAGAAUCGGCGAGGCAUAGAAAGGAAGAGGCUGAUCGCAACGGCACACUGUUGUCUGAGGAUUAUGCUGAGAUUGUUGAUGAAGAGGGAGACUAUUCUACACCUGCAACCAAGGACUAUGAACUGACCAGGGUGCAGGUGGAGCUGGCAGAGAUCAUUGGUGAGGGCCAGUUUGGUGAUGUACACAAAGGCACGUGCAAGGUCAGAGACAACGUAGUGCCUGUGGCUGUCAAGACUUGUAAGGCGGACGCUGACAUGGCUACUGCGGAGAAGUUCCUCGAGGAGGCUUACAUCAUGCAGCAGUUUGAGCAUCCACACAUCAUCAGAUUGAUAGGUGUGUGUUCAGACUCUCCUAUCUGGAUAGUGAUGGAGCUGGCCAAGCUGGGAGAGCUGAGGGCCUACCUGCAGAGUAACAAACCUCGGCUAGACCUGGCCACUCUAAUACUGUAUACAUUCCAACUGAGCACGGCCCUGUCCUACCUGGAGAGCAAGAAGUUUGUCCACCGGGACAUUGCUGCUCGUAACGUGUUGGUGUCGUCACAUACCUGUGUCAAGCUGGCAGACUUUGGUCUGUCGCGAUGGGUGGAGGACCAGAGCUUCUACCAGGCGUCCAAGGGCAAGUUACCCAUCAAGUGGAUGUCCCCGGAGUCCAUCAACUUCCGAAGGUUCACAGCAGCUAGCGACGUCUGGAUGUUUGGUGUCUGCAUGUGGGAGAUCCUGAUGUAUGGUGUGAAGCCGUUCAUGGGUGUGAAGAACAACGAUGUGAUUGGCAAGAUAGAGAAUGGAGAACGACUGGCGCUGCCACCCAGCUGUCCCCCCAGACUGUACAGCCUCAUGUCCCAGUGCUGGGCCUACGAGCCUAGCAAACGACCCAGCUUCCGGGACAUCAAGGAGACUCUCAAUGAAAUUCUGUUGGAAGAGAGGGAUCAGCAACAGGAAACUAUGAGGAGAGAAAACAGAAGAGUUCAGGCAAUGUCUUGGGGGUCUAAUGGCUCAGAUGACCCACCACCGCCCAAGCCAUCACGCUACCCGGGGGUCAGUGACUCUCUCUCUACCGCCUCCACAGCCGUGGUCGGGGCGGAACCCUCCGUCUCCACCUACAUCGUCGCUCAAAACCCUGAGGUGCUUGUCCAUCUGCUCAAAGAGAACGAAGCUCGCGGUCUCAAUCCGUCCGUGUACACCACUCCCGCAUCGGCAUUCAACACUCUUGCGGUAGAUUUCCAAAUGAUCAAGUCGGACGAAUCCGACAGCACUCUUUCCGCUGGCAAUUCUGUCUCGACUCAUAGCUUGAAUAACGAUCCGCCUCGGAAAAACUCUCUAACCCAGGCUUCUUCUGAUAUCACCGAGUCCUAUCCUUCAUCUAUGAAUAAGUCUUUGCCUCGCAAUUUCGGUGGCAGGAGUAGCAAGCCGGUGUUGGUCAGUGUGGGUAGGAAGGUCACGGGGUCUUCAGAGGAUGUGGGCUCCAGUAAGGAGGAUCUUGCUAGACCUGCAGGAGCUCUGGAGAGGCCGCUGUACGGAGACAGCCUGCUGAACCACACACAAGACACAGACCACUACAUAGAGACUGAACAACAGCUGUUAGAGAGGAGACUUAAACAACAGCUAAGAGAAUCACAGGAAGACAGCAAGUGGCUACAGGAGGAGGAGACACAGCUGAAGAAGAGGUUGUCUAUAGCUCCGAGUCUAUCAGAUACAGAGUCCCUGGAAGGAGAAAUAUCACCCCCUCCCCCUGCACCGUCCACAGCCACCCGUAGUGACUCCCUGGACAGCCGAGGUAGCGGCAGUUUAGCAGCUGGAUCUGAUGAGAGGAUAGUCAUCGUCAAGAAAAUGGAACCGACACCGACGGCAGAUCUGGACAGGACGAAUGACAGAGUGUAUGACUGUACAACAUGCGUGGUCAAGGCUGUCAUGGCUCUUUCUCAAGGUGUUCAGGCAAGUCUAGCGUCCCAGUACCUAGAUCUGGUCAGGAAGGUGGGGAUUGAGUUAAAGGCUCUGCUACAGAGUGUAGACUGUUUGGUGCCUCUGUUUCCAGCGUCCGCUCACAAAGAGGUGGAGAUGGCUCAUCAGGUGUUGGCCAAGGACAUGUCAGAACUUGUCAACACCAUGAAGCUUGCCCAGCAGUACAGCUCCACUACCCUGGAUAACACAUACCGCAAAGCAAUGUUGUCUGCCGCCCAUGUACUGGCAAUGGACGCCAAGAACCUCUUAGAUGUUGUAGACUCAAUCCGCAUGAGACAUCCCAACGUAGACGCUCUGAUCUGCACCCCACUGCCCCCUACCACGGCACCCCUCGACAGUUAGCCACCCCUCCACUAGACAGCUUACACCAAAUACAGCUCACCCUCUCAAGACUUCUAUCAUAUUGCGAUUUGAUAUUACUGUAAUUACUUUACUUUGUAAAUCGGUAUCUAUUAUUUAAGCGUUAUACAUAUUUAUUAUAUAGUGAUAUUUUAUUUAAUGUACAUUUUAUAGCGCUUUUUCGUAUUUGUUAGAGAUCAAUGAAACAAUGCAAUGUGGGGAUUUGAAAAAUUGUAAAGGCUUUUGUAUAGUGUGCGAUGUUUAAAGGCUAGUUUCCGCUUGAAAUAUCGUUCCGGUGAAGUUAACCUUUGUACAGUUUAGGUCAUAUCAGUGACGUUUGGUAGCUCGGUGUUUGCUGGCGAUUUGCUUACAGUAGAUCCGCUUAGCAAUAUCAGCUGUAUAUAUGUACUAUUCACGUUAGAUUUAAGGUACAUCCUACCAAAAAUAGGUUAUAGAGAUUGUUAUUUUAAGAAAUGAUAACUAUAAUUUUUUACAAAUAAUUAGUUUUACAUUGUGUAAAGUUAGUUCUGCUAUUUAUACAUACCACUUUUUGAGAUAAAGCACGUUUUGUUUUUUACCUAGACUAAAAGAGUACUAAAAUAGAGGUUCUAUUGUCUGUUUGAACAGUCGUUUGUGAAAUGGUCUGUAAUAUUUAUUCUAUGUCAGUAAUGUAGAUUCCUGCUUGCAUUAUCACGUUUCAAAGUAUUUAUUGCAUUUUUCACUUUAUUAUGAUAGGAUGAUAAAAUUUGUAAUCUUUAAGUAUAUUUAUUAUUUUCAAUCAUUAAGGUUUUUGUAUUCAAUAUAAUUUGCCUGUGAAAAAUCAGAAAAUCAUAGCACAUUACGAAGCGCUAAUUUGUAGUCCUUUUAAUUGAAACUCUUGUUUCCAUUUGUGAAAGAGACACACUUGGCUACUUUAUUGUUAAGAGGUUAAAGGCUAGUCUUUCAAGUCUGAUUGUACGCAAUAUAAUUUACAAACUAGGCUAAAGCUCCAUCUUAUCCAUGAUCUAUAGUAUUAAUCUUCCAAGGCUGUACCCGAUAUUCCAUAGAGAUUAAUUAAGUGAUACAAAUUUUUGUAAUUUGCAUUUACGUUAAAAAUAAUUUUCUUUUAAUUAAUUGUAUUUAUUUUUUUAUAAUUUGACAAGGUUGGUAUUUUUUUAUUUUGGGUGCUUCAUUUUUUACCAGUAACAAAGUAAGUUGUGUGAUUUUUGUGAAUUGUAAAAUAAAUUAGACUUGUAUCUGUGAAUGUGAUUGUUCUUGUACUCAUUUCAUUUAAAGAGUUUCAUCAAGUAAACGUUAAAUAAA